Molecule: messenger RNA, 288 nt
Organism: Lactuca saligna
Lineage: Eukaryota; Viridiplantae; Streptophyta; Magnoliopsida; Asterales; Asteraceae
Source: the annotation of a GenBank genome assembly
AUGGACACACCGGAAACUAAACACGAGUCUCAAAGUGAUCAAAAUAAUAAUGGAACAGAAACUCUUGUUCCUGACUCUGGUUUGGUUUCCAUCUCCAGCAAUGACAACAGAAAAGUUUCCAGGGAGGAUAUUGAACUUUUAACAACUUACCCAUGGGAUAACCAGUUCUACAACAACCUCCAAUGGGGAAUCCAGGUCAGCCUCAUAUGGAUUCCAUGGGUAUGUCUAGCUGUCAUGUGGUCAAUGGAGUCCCUGCUCCCAGAGUAUGGUAAUGGAUGGCAAUGCUAA